Cooperia oncophora is the source of this 489-nucleotide messenger RNA. The record is from the annotation of a GenBank genome assembly. NCBI's taxonomy places the organism in Eukaryota, Metazoa, Nematoda, Chromadorea, Rhabditida, Trichostrongylidae.
AUGUUUCUCAAAAAUGCCGGUUCUUACACUUUGGACCUUCUUACACUUGUGGAGCACACUAAGGACAAGUGCGGCUUGACCGAGAGGCGGAAAGGCAUCUAUAGUAAUAUUAUUUUCGGUACUGUCAUUUUUGUCACCACCUGGUUCUUGACAGCGAUGAAAGGCAUAUUAUUCGAAGGAAUUCAUACAAACUCGUCGACGCCAUUCACAGUUGGAUACCCAGCGAACCUUUCGACAAUGUAUGGUGUGGCUCCGAUCAUUUGUCUAGCUUUCGGGUUCUACAGUUCAUUGGCACUGAUGCUACACACAUUGGUGUUUUUCCGCGUAAAUUGUGAAUGGGAGAUUUUUAACGAAGAUUUAGCCAGUUCCGAACGACUUCAGCAACUGACGAUACCCAUCGUUCUCAGGAAGUUCAGCUCGCGGCAGAUAGAGCUUAUGGAACUAGUAAAAGUCAUCAAUCAAAACAUGAGUGAGUCGAUUCUUUCCUAG